Saccostrea echinata is the source of this 783-nucleotide messenger RNA. RefSeq lists its product as uncharacterized. NCBI's taxonomy places the organism in Eukaryota, Metazoa, Mollusca, Bivalvia, Ostreida, Ostreidae. Gene Ontology annotation, molecular function: protein binding. The transcript is spliced from 2 exons. The record is from RefSeq and is a predicted model, not a curated record. The coding region runs from base 14 to 748 and encodes 244 amino acids.
UGGCAAAGCUCUUAUGGACAACCCUGUAAAUAACAAUUCACAAAGUCCAACAACCGAUUCUUCUGAUAAAAUGGUUUUAAACAACUUGUUGGCGAGAGAGAUCCUAAAAAGACAGGCUUUGGAGACCAAAGUUGCCACAUUAGAGAGACAAAUUCAGGCGCUGGUAAGCGACGUCGCCGCCAGUAAGACUAAGUAUACUGCAUUAGAACACACCGUACAGAAAAAUUCGCUCCGUCAGACCAACAUGGCGACUUCCCUGCAGACCAUUACCAAGCGAGUGGAUUCCGAGUAUAUCAACAUCAGACAGAGUCUUGAUCACUUGUCUGGCAUUAUCAACGAUAAUAGGGAUCGCGUAUCUCCUUCCCCUGUUGCUUUCCUUGCCAGAGUUACUUCGACUACCCCUUCACAUAGUGGACCCAUUGUCUCCUUUCAGAUGGAAGAUCUUAACCUUGGCAAUGCGUAUUCAUCCGCUUCAGGAAUAUUCAAAGCUCCCGUGACAGGGGUGUACAACUUUCAAACCACUAUUCACAUUCAGAGAGAUAGGUUUGAAGGAUACAUCUCUCUAAAUGGUAUCCCCCAGACCUACCUAACAUUGACAGGAAGUGAUCAUGAGGCUUUUGGGUCGGUCUCUGUUACACUGCGGAUUAAUAAUGGUGACAGGGUCUGGUUUGAAAGGACAGACAAAUCAAAUUCUGUCAUCAUUUCAAGAAAAAGUCUUUUCUCUGGAUUUUUAGUGCAAGCAUAUUAAAUAUAUAUUUUCUUGCAAAUAAAUACUGAAUUAAU